Molecule: messenger RNA, 4587 nt
Organism: Brienomyrus brachyistius
Lineage: Eukaryota; Metazoa; Chordata; Actinopteri; Osteoglossiformes; Mormyridae
Gene: maml1
Product: mastermind-like transcriptional coactivator 1
Exons: 5
Coding region: 1317-4196 (959 amino acids)
Biological process (GO): Notch signaling pathway; positive regulation of transcription of Notch receptor target
Cellular component (GO): nucleoplasm; nuclear speck
Molecular function (GO): transcription coactivator activity
Source: RefSeq, a predicted model, not a curated record
GAAAGGUUAGGGAAAAAAAGAGAGAGAAAAAAAACUUGUUUCAAGAUGGCGUCUGUGAGCUCCUUGUCCAUUGGAAAACAAUAGAGAUAGCAAAGAGGGAUAAGUUUUGUCGGUUGUUGUUACGUUUCAUUUUUUCGGACUGAAGAAUUCACAGGGCUCAGAGUUCAUGGGUAAAUGUGUCCUGGCACACUUACGGUAUAGAUACAUCGCGGUGAAACUAGACCGACCAUAAACAUGCUUUGUUAACUAUCUUGUUAGCUACAUCCGUAGCUUCAGCGGUAACUGUAUCGUUGUGCUGGACUCUCCGACGAUCAGCUGUGAAACGCUAAAAGUUAACUGUCCGGCGCUUGCUUUUGGAAACUCGCGACGGCUGUAAUCGGAGAAAUGUCGGCGUGGUGUAUUAGGUUGUAGUCGACAAACUUAGUAAAUCGCUGAGCCGGUUUUAAAGUUUGCUCGUUUCUCCAGAAUGAAGCGAGGAAGAGAAUAGUUGUUAGCUUGAUUAAAGCUAUCGGAAUUUCUUUUAUGGAUGUUGGCUACAGCUGGAUGUCUGGCACUGAAUAUUAAACACAUGAAGUUGAAGAACAUGUCGUUGGGCGCUCGAGAGAACUAUCUAGAAAUAUAUAGGUAGAUAGUAAGGCUGAAUCAGUUUAUACUAAACUUUUUUUUGGCUGAAAGUUCAGCUGUCGGUAUUUCGCCUGGUUUCGUGGAGGAUUUCGCCUUUUGCUGGGAUCGUUUGCGUCUGGAAGGGCGAACGGAAUGUGGCGGGGUGGAUGCGGUGGCUUUUUAAACCAGCGAGCAGUUUUUCCGUGCUUAUGAACUUCGAUUUUUUUCGCAGUGGCCCCGACCAGCUGUAGCUCGAUGGCCCUGCUAUCUUAAUUGUCAGAACAACCGUGAUUGUUAGCUGUUGCUGAAAAGUUUUUUUUCCCCCUGAUUUCCCCUCCACCUCCGCCCCCUUAAGAUAUGGCGGUAUUUUCUUUCUGAACUUUUUUGAACACGUUCAUAUUUUACUUUUUAUUUUAUUUUUUACAUUCGACCUGAGAAAGGAGCUCCUUUGCUUUGAAGAAUUUAUUUGCAUCACUGAACGCUGACAGGGCCCUAUUUCUUUUUUAAGUCACUUUUUGUACCUGUCCCCCAUUUUAAUUGAGAUUCUGUGAAUGAAACGGAGUAAACUAUUCGUGGGAAUUAUGGAGGCAGCUGGCUUCCCGUAGGAUAAAGCGGACAAACACCCGCAGACAGGGCAUCCUGGAUUUUUUUUUACCGCAUUAUAAUUGGUGAAUUAAGUGCGUCGGCUUUAUCACACAUUUCUAUGCGUAUUGAUGAUGGCGGAUUAUGCUGGGCCGCCGCGACACAGCGCGGUGAUGGAGCGGCUCCGGCGCAGGAUAGAGCUCUUCAGGCGGCAUCACAGCAACUGCGAAAGCCGCUACGACAGGACGGCGCUGGAGCGCCUGGAUAUGGACAGGCAGCAAACCUUCGCGCUGCAUCAGCGCUGUCUGCAGUCCAAGGCCAAGCGAUCAAACAAACACCGGCAGAGUCAACCGGCGUCCGAGCAGGCGGCGCUGAGAGCGGCCGGGCACGGAGGUGGUAACGCUGACGGGGACGCCGGCACCGGGGAGCAAAGCAGGAACGACGCUCGAAUCGCGCUACAGGAGACGGUGAAGCGGAAGCAAGAGAGCACGAGCUCUCCCAUCAGCGGGGAGGUAAAUGGAUUCGGGGAUGGAUACUCUAAAUCAAAACAAGUAUGUUUGGAAGAGAGUCGCCAAGGGGUCAACGGCACUGGCAAUGGAGCAGUCCCACCGCGGUCACCCCUUGACACUAAGCAUGGAAUUAACAUUGAACCACUGCCCAACGGCACCUGCUCCCAGGGGGCUGAGCAGAAUGUUGGCAGGAUCUCCGAUUCAGUGCUGCCCCCUCGAGACUUCAAGUUGAAGCAGGAACCCAUGGAUGACAUCUUGACUCCUAUUCACCCUGGUGGCUCCCCGAAUGACUUGCUCCCCGACCUAAACCUCAAUGAGCAGGAGUGGCGGGAGCUAAUGGAGGAGUUCAACCGAUCAGUUCCCUAUGAGGACAUUCAGGACAUCUUCAAGGAUGGCUUCGACGAGCGCAAGGACCCAGAGCUGGCCACUCCCAACUCUCUUCCGCAAACGCCCCUAGCCCCGGAGCAGGUAAACAUUAAAGUGGAGUUUUCCCCUGCCUCUGUGGCUUUUGAUCCAGAACCCCGCACGGUUUCCCCCCAGGUGAGACCCACGUCUGGUGGGCCAGCCAUGCACACCAGCUCCCCUGUUACUUGUCCCAGCAACAGCACAGUGCCCUCUUCGGCCAUGCCUGUGUCCCAGCCUGUGAGACAGCUGCCCCAGAGCCUUCAGAUUCCUGGACCAUCUUCCAAAGACCGGUCUCAUGCACAGCACCUACAGCAGCUGGCUGCAAGAGAGCAGCAGAGGACUCAGCUCAUGCAACAGGCACAGCAGCAGCAGGUGACUAAAUAUCACCCUCCUAACCACCAAACCAAUCACCAAGCAGGUUGGACUCAGACUGUGCCGUCCCCGAGCCAGCUGGCUGGUGCCUACACCAUGGAGAAACCAAAUAGCCCUGCCCUCUACCAGCAGGACAUUUCCAACCCCAAGCAACUGAUGAUGCCUAAUCCACCUCACAAAAACUCCCCCAAAGGUGCUGAGAGCUACCCUCCAGCUGCAGGACAUUCUGUUCCUGGCCAGCCCCCUCUCCUGGACUAUAACAACACCAGGCCAUUGUCUCACUUCCAUGGGAGCCGUGGCCCUUCAGCAGCUCCCCUGGCCACACCACAACAGAACAAGGCGGCCCUCCUGUCCAAGCCGAAGGCGGGACUGCCGUUCCGCUCUCAUCUCAGCCCUGCCCAGCAGGAGCAGAGCCCAUAUCCACCAGCGUCUCAUGUGCCAUGUGGGACAUCCCAGCCUCCUGGCAGCGCCUUGCCAGGGAGCCAUAAUAACUCGGCAUACCCAAAUGUAUCCCUGGAACCACGUAAACAGUUCCUGAGCCAUCAACAACUCAUGCAGAACCAACAGAUGCAAAGACACCUGACACGCCCACCACCUCAGUACCAGGACCAGAGCUGUCAGAACCCUUUCCAACAGCAACAGGUUGCCCAGUUUGCAGGGUCUUCUCAGAAGCUGAAUAGCAUGGGCCCAACCCCGGGGACACAGCGAAUGUUCCCUGGGGUUAUGGGGAUGGCCGUAGGGGAGAACGGAGGCCCAUCCUCUGCGGCUCCUUCCACACCGACGCUAGGAGAAAUGAACCUGCCCUCAUGUGUUGCUGGAGGGCUCGACAAUAUGCGAGCUCCUUACGGCAUGAAUCCUCAUUCUGGGCAGGCAGGUGCAGUCAACUCUACACCCCUGCACAGGCAGCCUGCUGGCCCACUGGCUGUCACUUACAGGCAACAGCAUAUGGCUCGCAUGCCCACAUCUAUGCCAAACCCCAUAGGUAAUGGGAUGGUAAAUUCCAUGCCCAACAGCAUAUCCACCUCGAUGCCUAGCUCGGUGCCCAACGGCAUGCCAAACACCUUGCCUAAUACUAUGCCUAGCUCCAUGCCUAAUCCUAUGCCCAGGGGCAUGCCCACUUCCAUGCCCAGCUCAAUGCCUACGCAGACGCAGCCUUGGCAAGCCCACUCUAGUAUGCAGCAAGCCCUGGGGCAACAGGCCCCCGGUGGCAGUGGGAGCAUGCAGGCCUUCAGUGGCCCUAACUACCGCAUGCAGCCCCGGCUUCCUAAACUGCCCAACAACUCGCCCUUUGCCCAGGCCGGGCUGAACAGCAACCGAGCCCAUUCCACUGUAAACUCCCCUCAAAUGAUGGCCUCCCUUUCACAGCAGAGGGCUAACCCUGCCCUUGGCCCACAGCCCCAUCCCCGACCUUUAGGCCCUCCCUCCCAGCACCAGCAGCAGCAGCAGCAAGUGCUGCCUGGCAUUAGUGUACCCAUGCCUGACAUGACCGGCUUUGUCCAGAAUCAAGGCAACCAGGUCGGCAACCGCCCAAGCCUGCAGUGUAGCCAAGGCUACCAGGUGAACAGGACUGCCAAUCACGAACUGGCAUUCGCAUUCAAUGACCAAGCAGGGGUCAGUUUACCGAGCUUCCCUGAAGAAAGCGACCUUGUGGAUUCCCUGCUGAAGGGCCCCGCGACACAGGAAUGGAUGGACGAUCUCGAUGAGCUAUUGGCCAGUCACCAAUGAGUUGCUAAGUUUCCGGCCUGGUAUCCAGCUCUUCUUUUACUCAUGAGAUAUAUAAUCACUUGAAUGCACAAGGCUGAAUCCCUGUAAAAUUUUCAGUGUUCUCAGGACUGGAAAUCUAAGGAUAAAUGAUCAGCUAUUAUGGCUCGGUUGUACGUCAUUAAUGCCCUUCAGAGCAUAAGGAUGAACAAAAGCUGCCAUAUAUAUAUAUAUAUAUAUAAUACAUAUAUGUAUGUAUACGCAUAUAUAAAAAUGUUUUGUAUGUAUGCCUUUCCUGUUUGGGAGAUAUAGAUCUUAUUUUUAUAUGUACAUUUAUGUGGACUUUUGUAAGUAUUUUCUACUUUUUAAAAGGUCUGUAAACUGAGUGAUGUAUGUAAAUAUAGAUAUUUAGGAA